AAAAUUAUAUGGUGCACUGUAGUUUAAAAAUGCUUUUGCUACUUUUAUUUCAGAAUUUGCAAUGUCUGACAGAAACAUUAUCAUGACUACAGCUGGUUGUAUAGAGAAUCUACUGCAUAAAAAAAAUUACCAAGAUAUUGGAAGUCAUCUUGAAUAUCUUGAAACUGUUGAUAUGACUAUAAACAAUCUCCAAGAGACUGAUAUUGCCAAAGCUGUUUUCCAAAUCCUCAAGAACUGUCCCUCUGUAGUACUGAAAAACAAGUCUAAGCAUUUAUUGUCAAAAUGGAAAACACUUUAUAAAAAAUAUCAAUCAAUGCAUAUUAAACCAAGAGCCAGUGAUAUGGAAAUUUCUAUUAGGAAUGAUCAGGUAGUCUUGGAGAAUAGAAAUUAUUGUGAAAAAGAAGAUCAGCUUGAAAAAGUAGAUUCUGUCAGUUCCAAGAAUUGCCUGCCAUCAGAAAACGGUUCAAAAGCUGUUAGAAGUAAUGUGCAAGAGGAUUAUGCAAUUCAAUCAGAACAUCUGGGAAUCUCAUGCUUGGAUAGCAAAAUAAACCCAUCUGGUGAUCCCAUUACACCUCUAAGGUCUAAAUGUGUAGAACUUCUCAACAAAGCUUUGCAUGAUUCUUCAACAAGCAAUGAACAAAAUGAAAAGCAUCACAAAUUAGCAGAAGAAAUUGAACAGCACAUUUUUUCAAUGUAUGCAAAAAAUAAUAGAAAAUACAAAAACUGUAUCAGGAGCAAAGUUUUAAACUUGAAAAAUCGUAAAAAUUUUCAUUUAAAGACUAACUUGCUCACAGGUGCUCUUAAUCCCAAAACAUUUGCUGAUAUGUCUGUGAUGGAAAUGGCACAUGAUGAACUGAAAGAGCUCAGGACUUCAUUUACAGAGUCAUCUGUUCUGGAACAUCAGCUCCCCCAAAAUAUCAGUGGUACACAUACAAGCAAAAUAAAAUGUAAGCGCUGUGAAAAAUAUGAUUGCACUAUUACUGUCAUUGCAAGGGGAGCCCUUUUCCUUCCUGGUUGGGUGCAGAAUACAAAUCCAGAUGAACAAAUGAUGACUUACGUGAUUUGUAAUAAAUGUGGAGAGCAGUGGUACCAUAGCAGAUGGAUCUGUUUAUAAGAUUGUACAUUACUUAGAAGAAGUAAAUAUAAAAUAUGAAGAUAACCCAGAGCAAAUAUUUGAAUAUAGCAGUAUUGAAAAUGCUUAAAUGGUUCUGUGCUGUAAUAAAAUGUGAACGUGAAUUACUGAACAAAUGAUUGUAAAAUAUUGGAAAUUGUCUAGAAAGCAGAGUAUGACUCAGGCCAGUUCGUAAUAGCAAAUCAGCAUUACUAUAGUAUCAAUGCCAUGCAACUUACAGAUAAUAGGAUAUUUUAAAAGCAUUGUUAAUCGAGUAACUUUUUACAUUCAUUUGAAGACUUAAAUUUUAGUUGGUAAAUUUCUAGGAAUGAAGUUUCCUGACUAUUUCACAAUCCUUGAAAUUCCUCCAUCUUUGGUAGUCCACAUGAGAAGACCCAAGGGAUGUCAUGAUAAUGAAGAUCUCUCUCCCUCUUUCGCACUAACUCACAUACACUCACACCCACACUCACACACACAAGAUGUCCUUGAUAUGAAGGCAGUGUUUUUGGAAAUGUGAGUAAUUAUUCUGUAGAUUUCAGUUCAAGUUGAAGGCAAAUGUUAAUUUAAUGUCUUUUAUGAUAAUAUAGCUCAGUGUAUUUAUAUCACACUAAUAUUAAAACAGGUUUAUUAAUUUACCUGUUAGUUUCCUGAACCAACUGAAUGUGCAGUUUCUUAAGCUUUUAAAGACUUAGUCCAGAGACUAAGGAAGUACCUUUUCCUAUAACAGCCAGGUGUUUUAUUAUUUCUUACACUAAAUUUGCCGAUAAAUAGACAGUCAGUGGCUACCUGUCAAGUUUCUAAUCAGUCAGACAGUACUUUUCAGUGCUGCGGCUUUUAUGGAGAAUGAUGAAUUAGAUAAGGGGUGUCAAACUCACGGCCCGUGAGGAUGCAUCACAUGCUGACCCCGCCAACUCCUGGUUUAGCCAAGGGGAAAAAAGUUACGCUAUGUCACAUGACAACGCUGUGUCAUCACGAGUUUGACACUCCGGAUUAGAUCAAUUUUAUUCUAAGCCAUAAAACUUUAUAAUUAAUACAGAUUUAUUAUGUUUUAUUUCUAGGUAUACUCAGUAUGGUGGUUCUGGGUGUUCCUUCUUGGAUUCAUCUUUAGUUCUAAGUUUUUACACUAAUGCAUUUUAAUCCUGCCAGUGUAACUAGUUACUAAAUAAAUAUGAUUUUUUUAAAAAAAAAAAGUUGAUAAAUAAAGC
This is a messenger RNA of Notechis scutatus (mainland tiger snake), 2316 nucleotides long. Lineage: Eukaryota; Metazoa; Chordata; Lepidosauria; Squamata; Elapidae. The record is from RefSeq and is a predicted model, not a curated record.